GCCACGGCGGUAACACAAGCAGCGAAAGAACGCCAGGCCAUGAAAAAUCAUGAGGAAAAAUCAUCUACCAUUCAACGCGAGUUUGAUAGUAGUGAUGAUGAAAUAGACUUCUCGGUCAAACCCGAAUUUUAUGACUCUGAUAUUGAUGAGAAGGAUACAUUGUGGGUUGAGAAGACAAGGAAAGGUCGUGUCUCCGAUGCAGUACUCAGCUGUCCGGCCUGUUUCACCACUCUUUGCUUGGAUUGCCAGAGGCAUGAGAGAUAUUUGACCCAAUAUCGAGCCAUGUUUGUCCGCAAUUGCACUAUCAAAACCAAUCAGAUACUACACUCUCCUUCAGUCAGUAAAAGGAAGCAGGCUAAGGCUAAAGAGAAGAUCAAAGAUGGCAAGAAUUCAGGUGAACCUUCCGAAAAUGAUGAAGAGGAUGAAAUAUUUAGGCCGGUUUGUUGCUCUAUAUGCAAGACUGAGGUUGCUGUAAUGGACAAGGAUGAAGUCUAUCACUUCUUCAAUAUCUUGGCAAGCAAUCCCUGAACUUUAAAUCAUGCCUUUGUAUUAACGAAAUAUUUAGGGCAACGUAUAUUGUGAUCCAUAUGGCCAUGAAAAGUAGUGUUUUGAAACC
Molecule: messenger RNA, 616 nt
Organism: Amborella trichopoda
Lineage: Eukaryota; Viridiplantae; Streptophyta; Magnoliopsida; Amborellales; Amborellaceae
Product: E2F-associated phosphoprotein
Cellular component (GO): nucleus
Source: RefSeq, a predicted model, not a curated record